GCUGCGCGGCUGAGGGAGAAGCGCGUGGAGCGGAGCGGGGAUUUAAAGGAGCCGCUUCGAGAAUGGCAGACUCUGAUACAAGUAUGGAUUUGGUGAAUUCCCAAGAGCAGCCGGAGCCCGCAGAUUUGAGCAUUUGCUCUUCAAAGAGAGUCCAAGAGACGGACUCGCGUGAUAAGAGACUCUCGCUACAUAAGGAAGAGACAUCGGAAGAUACAGAGCAAAGCUGCUCCCAGGAAGCCCAGCAAGACAGGGCAGGUGAUACGGUGAAUAUUAAAGAUGAAUAUAGCGCUAAAGAGCCCUCGGAAUCAGAACUCUCUGACCGCCCGGAGGGUGCCGACCUCCGCUAUGGGUUUGGAUUAGACGCCACGCAGUAUAAUAAUAUGCAAAGAAAUCACUCUCCGUAUGACGCAAACAGACCGGGGAUCGGGAAACUCUACUGUGACCUCUGUGGACUGGCCUGCAACAGCUUGAAUGUCUUACUGGUGCACAAAAGAAGUCAUACUGGGGAACGUCCUUUCCAGUGUAACAAGUGCGGGGCAUCCUUCACCCAGAAGGGGAACUUGCUCCGGCAUGGCAAGCUGCAUACCGGGGAGAAACCUUUCAAAUGUCACCUGUGCAGCUAUGCGUGUCAGAGGAGAGAUGCCCUGUCUGGGCACCUCCGCACCCACUCUGUGGAGAAGCCGUACAAGUGUGAGUUUUGUGGACGUAGCUACAAGCAGCGCAGCUCUUUGGAGGAGCACAAGGAGCGUUGUCGUAUUUAUCUCCAGAACGUCACAGAGUCCGUAAUUGAGGGCCCUCGGCAGCCCAAGCCGGAGGCCGGGAGCGAGAGAGCUAUGGUUCUGGACAGGCUUGCCAGCAACGUGGCGAAGAGAAAGAGCUCAAUGCCGCAAAAGUUUAUAGGAGAGAAGCAGCAAUGCUUUGAAGUGUCCUAUAACAAUUUAUUGUAUGAUAAGGAUCAUGAUAUGAUUCCCUCACGGAUCAUGGAGCAGAAUUUAGGAACUCCUAUGGCCUAUAUAAAUACAGAUGCUUUGCACCCCUUGGCCCACGCUCCACCAGCUCCCAGCGCUGAAAUGGUGUCUGUGAUCAGUAGUCUCUACCCGAUACCUCUCACACGCAUGGAGAUGACCAAUGGCCACCUGUCCUCUCAGCACUUCAAGGAAAAAUCAUCACUUCCAGAUAGAGGUUUGUCACCCAUGGCCAGCGUUCAGGACUCCACUGACACAGACAGCAGCCACGAAGAAAGGGCCAUUUACCCGUCCAGCUUAAACUCGGCUCCUCUGAGGUCCAGCAACGCACGCCAGGCCCCCAAAGAGCUCAUAAAGGUUUGUGAUUCGUUGAAGCACCCUGUCCUAAAUCAAUGCGAUGGUCUGCAGGUACUGAGCAAGGAAGGGUCUCCGUUGGGCAUUUAUCGCUGUGAGCACUGCUGCAUCAUUUUCCUGGAUUAUGUCAUGUUCACUAUCCAUAUGGGGUGCCACGGCUUCCGGGACCCGUUUGAAUGCAACAUGUGCGGCUACCGCAGCCAGGACCGCUACGAGUUCUCGUCUCACAUCGCUCGUGGGGAACAUCACGUGAAAUAGCGGGGAUACCAGCGGUAUCCGUUUCCACGCACAGACUUCUAUCUCCCUACAAAAAGUGAAGUCAGAGAGGAAGCCGUCCCAUCGCCUCGGUCCACGGAGCAUUUUAGGUGCAUUGAUUGUACGAUUUACCCAAAGAUGAUGGCGUUAUCGGCCGGUGCGGGGCGGACUUUUCCCCUGUACAAAACACAGACUUUUAAAACAUUGCCGAGUCUGCUCCCCCUGGCAACGGUAUCUCUUUAUAUCAAACCACUCCAAUGUUCUAUUUCGCUAAUUCUCUUUCUUAAUUUUGUAUUUAGAGCAAUAAAUAUUUUCUGUGUAUUUCCA
Molecule: messenger RNA, 1901 nt
Organism: Spea bombifrons (plains spadefoot toad)
Lineage: Eukaryota; Metazoa; Chordata; Amphibia; Anura; Pelobatidae
Gene: IKZF3
Product: IKAROS family zinc finger 3
Exons: 8
Coding region: 63-1577 (504 amino acids)
Biological process (GO): regulation of transcription by RNA polymerase II
Molecular function (GO): RNA polymerase II cis-regulatory region sequence-specific DNA binding; DNA-binding transcription factor activity
Source: RefSeq, a predicted model, not a curated record